This is a messenger RNA of Thalassophryne amazonica, 1450 nucleotides long. It is a transcript of the gene nme7, whose product is annotated as NME/NM23 family member 7. Gene Ontology annotation, biological process: UTP biosynthetic process; CTP biosynthetic process; GTP biosynthetic process. Gene Ontology annotation, cellular component: centrosome. NCBI's taxonomy places the organism in Eukaryota, Metazoa, Chordata, Actinopteri, Batrachoidiformes, Batrachoididae. Bases 88 to 1212 code for a protein of 374 amino acids. The transcript has 12 exons. The record is from RefSeq and is a predicted model, not a curated record. Gene Ontology annotation, molecular function: ATP binding; nucleoside diphosphate kinase activity.
GGAACAAGCAGUUCGACACACAUUUCAGACUCUCGGUGUCUCACAUAGUUCGCGUCGGGUCACGUAGUGUUUUGUAAUUUGAUUUAAAUGGAGGAGCGCUAUGCCUUUCUUGCUGAGUGGUAUGACCCCACUGCAGAUCUCUUACGGCGCUACCAGCUGUUCUUCUACCCCACAGAUGGUUCAUUGGAAAUGUUUGAUGUGAAAAACCGUCGGAUGUUUUUGAGAAGGACCAAAUAUGAUGACCUCCAUCAAGAGGACCUGUUCAUUGGAAAUCGAGUAAAUGUUUUUUCACGGCAGCUCAAUCUGAUUGAAUAUGGAGAUCAGUACACAUCCAGCAAACUUGGCAGCAAAAAAGAAAGAACUCUUGCACUGAUUAAGCCAGAUGCUGUUACGAAGAUUGGAGAUGUCCUUGAGUUAAUAUAUUCCCACAACCUGAUUGUGAUCAAAGCCAAAAUGACGAAGCUUACAUGGAGCCAAGCUGCAGACUUCUAUGCGGAAUAUCAGUCAAAACCUUUCUUCAAUAACCUGCUGCAGUUUGUCACCUCGGGCCCUGUGGUUGCCAUGGAGCUGAUGGGUGAUGAGGCCAUAUCUGUCUGGAAGAGCCUUCUGGGACCUACAGAUUCUGCUGUUGCACGAAAAGAGGCGCCACAGAGUGCUCGUGCCAAGUUUGGAAUAGAUGUUGUCGAAAAUGUUGGACAUGGCUCUGACUCAGUUGCGGCGGCAACAACGGAAAUCGAGUUUUUUUUCCCAUGCACAGUUGGCCACGGUCCUUCCAACACUGCUGUCUACACAGACUGCACAUGCUGUAUCAUCAAACCUCACGCCGUGUCAGAAGGCCUGACUGGGAAGAUCUUGAACUCUAUAACUGCAGCUGGAUUUGAAAUCUCAGCCCUUCAAAUGUUCACUGUGGACCGAGCAAAUGCAGAAGAAUUCUAUGAAGUUUACAGAAGUGUUGUUCCAGAAUAUCCUAGUAUGGUGACUGAGCUGUGCUCUGGAUCCUGUGUGGUUCUUGAGAUUCGUGGCACAGAUGCACCAAAGACAUUCCGUGAAUUCUGUGGUCCUGCUGACCCAGAAAUCGCACGCCAUCUUCGUCCAACAACACUUCGUGCACUUUAUGGCAAAGACAAGGUGAAAAAUGGCGUCCACUGUACAGACCUCCCUGAAGACGGCGUUUUGGAGGUGCAAUAUUUCUUCAAGCUUUUGGAUCCCUAAUGUUUAAAUAAUUCCAAGAGCCGAGAAACGUCUUGUUUCACUGUUUAUUGUUUCAGCCUUAUGCAGAUUAAAUAAAGUGACAAGAGCAGACUCCUGACAAGUGUUUUGAUCUUGAACAUAGAUUUAAUUAUUUUCACAUCAACUAAACACCUUGUUACACGGGAUACUGCAUUGCCUUGGAUUUUCUGAAUUUUGACCAGCGACUUUGGUAUUUGGAUUCAUACAUUACACUUUGAAG